AUGGUAGAUGUACAUGGUAUAUAUCCAGCAGAGGAGGAUAGACUGCGACCGGACUUACUAUAGGUGAACUUGUUGUUGUUGUUGUUGGUGGUGGUGUUGUUGUUGCUGUCUUUUCCCGUAGGAACUUUUUUCCUUCGUAGAAACAUCUAGUAUUUCCACUUGUGUAGUACUGGGAGCUCUGUACGAUUUAAUUCACCCACUGUUCCACAUAUUCGCAAACACAAUGCGAAAUUGUGAAAGUAAAGGUGAAAUAGCCGUUGACAUCAGUAUAUCCUAGGUUUGAAAAGUCUCCAAGCUGAUUAGAAUGUUGUUGGAUCUUUGUUUGGGGAAAGUAGCCUAUAUACUGUUUGGCUCUUGAUGGAUCGAAUGUUUGGUUGGUGA
Molecule: messenger RNA, 381 nt
Organism: Haemonchus placei
Lineage: Eukaryota; Metazoa; Nematoda; Chromadorea; Rhabditida; Trichostrongylidae
Source: the annotation of a GenBank genome assembly